CUGAGACAUUCCAAAAAAACCCUAAGUAUAUUUACGUCAAAAACAACCAAAAUGGCAAAAAGAAUUGAAAAACAACAACGAAAAUAAAUGGAAACUAAUUUAAUGGUCUGGAGAAAAGAAAGAAGAGAAGAAAGGCAAACAAAAAGGAAGAGGAGGAAAAACAACUAGGAGACGGCGACGCACCAGGGACAAAAAGUCCAAAUCCAAAAAGAUUGGCGUCCAAAACGUCUUAAGAGAUAAGUGCAGUAGCAAUCGACGGUGAGCAAAAGACGAAGAGAAUGUAUAUAAGAGAUGACUAUAAGCUCUGGAGAGACGCUAGAUCCUAUGCCACACAUUCACACAAAAAUGGCUUCUGCAGCCCAGAUUAUUGGCACUGACAUUGAAACUUUUGCUCUGCUCAUAUUCACAGCUUUAUUCGUUUUUACCCUGUGGCGGCUUUAUCAUGGAACCCCAUACAAGUCUGUUAAUCGGUUACCGCCGGGACCGCUCGGCUUUCCGGUGGUCGGAUACCUGCCGUUUCUUCGCCCUAACCUUCACCACCAGUUCACAGAUCUCGCCCACAAGUACGGCCCGAUCUUCAAGCUUCAACUAGGAAGUCAGCUUUAUGUGGUUGUGAGCUCGCCGUCCCUUGUGAAAGAGAUCGUUCGCGAUCAUGAUGCACUUUUCGCUAACCGCGAUCCAUCCGUAGCAGCGCUGAUCGCUACUUACGGCGGCCGUGACAUUGCCUUUGCGCCCCUCGGCGAUUAUUGGCGUCAAGUCCGGAAGCUAUUUGUCCGGGAGAUUCUGAGUAGCAGCAACAUUAGAGCUUGCCACGAGCACCGAAGAACUGAGGUUAGAAAAGUGAUCAGGAGCCUGAAAUCGAAAACGGGUCAGGCUGUGGAUAUUGGGGAAUUGGCCUCUUUGACUGAAAUAAAUGUAGUGAUGAGCAUGAUUCUGGGGAGUACAUUGGGAUCUGAUGAAGAAAAGCGUGAGAAGGUUGGAGAAGAGUUUAGGGAGGUGAUGGGGAAGUAUAUUGCUACAAUCGGUGGGCCUAAUAUCUCUGAUUUUUUUCCAUGGCUUGCUAGAUUUGAUCUACAGGGAAUACAGACAAAGAUGGGGAAUAUUCUUAAGGUUGUAGGAAAUAUUCUUGAACCCAUCAUUAAAGAAGGUGAAAGAAUUGUUUCUGAGAAAUCUCAGAUUAGUGUGAGUAAGGAUGGUGAGAACAAGGACUUUCUGCAGAUAAUCUUGAAGCUAAAGGACUCUGAAGCUGGCAACGCAUUGGAUUUGGAUGCAAUCAAGGCCAUCUUGCAGGAUAUUGUGAUAGGUGGGACGGAUACAACAGCUACGAUGGUGGAGUGGGUUAUGGCAGUGCUACUUGACCUUCCAGAAGCAAUGAAAAAGGUCCAGAAUGAAUUAGAGCAUAUAGUAGGAAUGAACAACACUGUUGAAGAGUUCCAUUUACCAAAACUCACAUAUUUAGAUGCUGUUGUGAAGGAGACUUUACGUUUAUACCCUGCAUUGCCACUCCUUGUCCCCAGGUCCCCAAGGGAAACUUCACAAGUGGGCGGAUACACAAUUCCUAAGGGCACUAAGGUUUUUCUGAAUACGUAUGCAAUACAUAGAGACCCUAAUUUGUGGGACAAUCCGCUGCAGUUCAAGCCGGAGAGAUUCCUUGGUCCGAGUUCGUGUUUAGAUUACACUGGUAAUGAUUUCCGGUUUAUUCCAUUUGGAUCAGGAAGGAGAAUUUGUGCCGGCAUUCCCUUGGCUGAGAAAAUGUUGUACAUUUUGGGCUCAUUGUUGCAUUCAUUCAACUGGCAUCUUCCUCAAGGUGAAAAGCUCGAUUUGGUAGAUGUGUUUGGACUUGUCACCAAGAAAAAGACUCCUUUGAUUGCUAUCCCAACAAUUAGGUUAUGCAACUCUCAGCUUUAUCAUUAAAUCCCCGAGGAUCGUGUCUUUGUAUAUGUGUGAAGGAUAUAAGACCUUGAAUUACAGGGAGAUAGUCUUCUUGUCAUCUUAUCUUUUGUUUGAUGGCAAAUACUUGUAUGUAUUCAUACUUUGUAUAUAUGUUGUAUAUAUUGCAAGGAUGGUGUGGGUCGUGCAUAUGAAAAAAAUGGCCUACAUGUGGUGUUUGAUUGUGAGCGUUGUUGAAAUGUUUGUUCCGUGUCAAUAAUAGUGACGUUAUGCUUUCUUGGUCUAGAUAUACAGGAAGAGUUAAUUCCACUUUUGGUAUAUGAGUUUUCCGUCAGUUUCACAUUUUGUUCUUAUCUUUCACUCAA
Cuscuta europaea is the source of this 2255-nucleotide messenger RNA. Lineage: Eukaryota; Viridiplantae; Streptophyta; Magnoliopsida; Solanales; Convolvulaceae. The record is from the annotation of a GenBank genome assembly.